GUGUGUUACGUUCCUGUUCCCGAGUCACUGCUAGGGGUGCUUGCCCUGCGGAUGAACUUAGACAGUAGGUUGCCGCCACGAAAGACGGUUUUAACGUCAAUAGUCACUAUUCGAAUCGUUCAGUAACCCGAAUGUCAGUCGAUAUCUGCAAACUCGAUGGCCAGGAUGGGAAGGUUCUUCCAAUUCAUGUGCCACAGAACGUGAGUCUCUUGGAAACGUAUCGUUACGUCAUGGAAAAUGCAGCAGAUUCCAGAGUAGCAGAUUGGAUGUUAAUGAGUAGUCCAUUUCCAUUGCUGGGAAUUAUAUUUUUUUAUUUGCUCUUUGUUCUUCGUCUUGGCCCAUUGUGGAUGAAAAAUCGAAAACCGUAUAGUUUAAACAAAAUUAUGAUUUGUUACAAUAUUUUUAUGUCAACUGCCAGUGGAACUGUAUUUUAUGGGUUGUUAACAUCCGCCACAAAAUUUUCUCUUGGAUGCGAACCUCAUAUCGUUAUGAAUGAUCCCAAAUCUUAUCGUAUGGCUCGAUGGAUGUGGAGGCUCUUAAUGUUGAAAGUCCUCGAGUUGAGCGACACCAUCAUCUUCGUUCUAAGGAAAAAAUACAACCAAGCAUCUUUUCUUCACAUUUAUCACCACACGUCGACCGUUCUUCUUGCCUGGAUAGCAUGCAAAUUUGUCCCAGGUGGUAUGUGGCCGUUCACGAUUAUGCCAAACUGCAUCGUGCACGUGAUUAUGUACACCUAUUAUCUGCUCGCCUGCUUGGGCCCAGAAGUGCAAAAGAGGAUCGCGCCUUGGAAACAAUACAUUACGGGUUUACAAAUGGUCCAGUUUAUUAUUAUGAUAUGUUAUACGUUUCAAACUUUGUUGCCUUCGUGUGAACCAAAUCGAAAACCGAUAGCCUAUAUUUAUAUGUCGCAGAUCCUUAUCAUGUUUGGUAUGUUUUGCGACUAUUACAAGAAAUCAUAUCUCAGAAAAAAGAUGAAGUAAUAACGAUUGAGAGAGAAUCAGAAAAGUCGAGGUGAUUUCGGAUUACACGUUGUGUAAAUGCUACCAUGAAAAUCCAGUAGACUCCAACCAUUGUGACCGCGCGAUAUGCUUCAUCCUGGAGGGCGUAUCUCUCUACACAGUGAUAAUUCCAUGAAAAAUCGGAAUAGAACGAUCGUGAAUACUUGAUAAAACACGGUUGGUGGAACACAUUAGAAAGACACGCAUCAGGAAAC
Apis laboriosa (Himalayan honeybee) is the source of this 1213-nucleotide messenger RNA. Its product is annotated as elongation of very long chain fatty acids protein 7-like. Bases 132 to 980 code for a protein of 282 amino acids. Gene Ontology annotation, cellular component: endoplasmic reticulum membrane. The transcript has 8 exons. Gene Ontology annotation, biological process: fatty acid elongation, monounsaturated fatty acid; fatty acid elongation, saturated fatty acid; sphingolipid biosynthetic process. The record is from RefSeq and is a predicted model, not a curated record. Gene Ontology annotation, molecular function: fatty acid elongase activity. NCBI's taxonomy places the organism in Eukaryota, Metazoa, Arthropoda, Insecta, Hymenoptera, Apidae.